AGCAGUGCCGUGUCUGCGGGCGCACGAUAUUCGGCGCUAUAACGUUCGCGUCAUCGAAGCGGCAAGCAAGUGCAGCGACUACUCCGACGAAAGAAAGAUGGCCUCCCGAGACAAGUGCACGGAUCAGCUUAAGGAAUUCAAGGCUUGUCCCUCCAGCGAGAAAGAAUGCCAGUUGACCACCGGUCACGGUUGUCCCAUCGGCGACAAACUCAACAUCCAAACGGCUGGAAAGCGUGGCCCGGCUCUGCUCCAGGACAACCAUUUCAUCGAUGAAAUCGCUCAUUUUGACAGGGAACGCAUCCCCGAGCGCGUGGUACACGCUAAGGGAGCCGGCGCUUUCGGUUACUUCGAGGUCACUCACGAUAUCACGAAGUACACUAAGGCCAAGGUGUUCUCGAAAGUCGGAAAGAGAACUCCCCUCGCCGUACGAUUCUCCACCGUCGGGGGUGAAUCCGGCUCGGCCGACACCGUCCGUGAUCCUCGAGGAUACGCUGUGAAGUUCUACACCGAAGAAGGGAACUGGGAUAUCGUCGGGAACAACACGCCCGUCUUCUUCAUCCGGGAUCCGUUCCUCUUCCCUAACUUCAUCCACACGCAGAAGAGGAACCCCCGCACCCACUGCAAGGACCCCGACAUGUUCUGGGACUUCAUCGCCCUCCGACCCGAGACCACCCACCAGGUCCUGAUUCUGUUCUCCGACCGGGGCAUCCCCGACGGAUACCGUCACAUGAACGGCUACGGCUCGCACACGUUCAAGUUCGUCAACGACAAGGACGAGUUCUUCUACUGCAAGUUCCACUACAAGACCGACCAAGGAAUCAAGAACUUGCCCGUCGACAAAGCCGCUGACCUCGCCGGCAACGAUCCCGACUACUCGAUCAGGGACCUCUACAACGCCAUCGAGGGCGGCAAGCCUCCGUCAUGGACUCUUUACGUGCAGAUCAUGACCCCUGAGCAGGCCGAGAAGUACGAGUUCAAUCCCUUCGACUUGACGAAGGUCUGGUCCCACGCCCAGUACCCUCUCAUCCCCGUGGGUAAGAUCGUCCUCGACCGCAACCCCACGAACUACUUUGCCGAAGUCGAGCAGAUCGCUUUCUCUCCGGCCAAUCUGGUUCCCGGGAUCGAGACCAGCCCCGACAAGGUCCUCCAAGGACGUCUGUUCUCGUACAACGACACCCACCGUCAUCGUCUCGGAGCCAACUACCUCCAGAUCCCCGUCAACUGCCCCUACGCCACCCGCGUGCGUAACACUCAGCGUGACGGUCCGAUGUGCAUCAACGGAAACCAGGGCGCCGCCCCCAACUACCACCCGAACUCGUUCGGCAGCCUCGCCUGCGAUCCCCAGUACAAGGAACACUUCAGCAACAAGUUCGUCUCGGCUGAUAUCGACCGUUGGAAUUCCGAGGAUGAAGACAACUUCACCCAGCCCGGAAUUUUCUACAAGAUGUUGUCCGAAGCCGAGCGGGAUCGUCUCUCGUCCAACAUUGCGGGUUCGCUGAAGGACGCCCAGGAGUUCAUUCAACAACGUGCCAUCAAGAACUUCACAUCGGCUCAUCCUGAGCUCGGGGCCGCCGUUCAGGCCAAGGUCAAGGCUUUCGAGAAGGCUAAACUGUAGACGGUGUACUGUUGACGUCGUAUAUCCGUUUAGAACGGAGGAUUCUACAGCUCGAGAACUACGGAUACGAUAACCAGAGGUGUGCGGAACUCUCAACGUAUAAUAAAAACGAAAACAUUCCUCCUAA
This is a messenger RNA of Galendromus occidentalis (western predatory mite), 1742 nucleotides long. RefSeq names its product Catalase (gene Cat). The transcript is spliced from 5 exons. The record is from RefSeq and is a predicted model, not a curated record. Gene Ontology annotation, cellular component: peroxisome; cytoplasm; mitochondrion. NCBI's taxonomy places the organism in Eukaryota, Metazoa, Arthropoda, Arachnida, Mesostigmata, Phytoseiidae. Bases 98 to 1615 code for a protein of 505 amino acids. Gene Ontology annotation, biological process: hydrogen peroxide catabolic process; response to hydrogen peroxide. Gene Ontology annotation, molecular function: catalase activity; heme binding.